CGGACCGAACCGAACCGGACCGGACCGGGAAGAGGCGGUUUGCGGCCCGAGCCUGAGUGAAAGUUCUCUUCAAAGAUGGAUAAAAUCUACUCUGAAGCCAUGGAGGAAAAGGAGCUCACCCUUCCCACACAGCGACGCUCCUCGAUCUUGAAACUUCCCCGGAGCCCACUGCGAGACCUCGGAAGUGGAAAUGAAAUCAUUCAGGAUGUCGGUACCGUGAAAGGCCGGAAGAGCUCUCGACGAGUCAGUUUUGCUGAAACUAUAAAGGUAUUUCAGAGGAGUCCCGACUCAAACAGCGAGGACCAGCCAGAAGAUUCAGGGAAAACAGCCGAAGAAGGAGAAAACAUUCCACUCAGCCAGAAGGAGAGGCCGGAGGAUAUGCUCUGGGAGAUCAGCGGCAUGGACACGCUGCUAAACGCUCCGAUCCAGGCGCCAUUGCAGCAGACUGAGGGACCGACUGGGGACCCCGCCUACGGAGAUCGGCCGGCGACUGACAGAACCGUGGUCUUUGCAGAUGAAAACCAGAUGGACCUCACGGCCAGUCACACCGUGAUGAUCUCCCAGGGCCUCUUAGAGAGGACUGAAGAGUCCAAGAAGAUAGACACCAAAUCCUUCCUGGCUAGCCUGAAGGACAACACCGCAGGAUCGGAGAGGAGCGAGAGGUGCGGUUUCUCCUCCAACCCUAAUGAAGCAGCCGACGAAUACGUGUUCCAAAUGGAACCAAACCUCUCUUCUGAAAAGAAGUUCAAUUUCAGUGACUUGUUGAGUAGAUUGAGACCGGGCCAACCUACUAGCGCCUCAGGCAACGGGCCUGAUACAGAAAACACUCUUACCUCUCUCCGUUCUCGAGAUCCGGGCAGCGACGUGUCUCCGGGCCAAGAGGACAGUAGCUACAGGACCAGACUCUUCGGAGAACAAGACGAUGGAAUGGACAUAACCCAACACCACUCAGCUGUCAUUCAGACCUUCGGGCCCCCGGGCAGUGAGGCCUUGUUAAAGCCGGGUGAAUGUCGGGGAGGAACUCUUGGUGGCCCCGAAGACUUUAUGGAUUUGACUGUGAAUCAGACCGGACCCAUUCUCUCCUCUGGACACGAGCCCUCCGACAGAGAGAAUCGGGGUUCCGAGGUCACAGUGGGUCUGACCGGCAAUCCUGGGGUUUGCGGGAUUCCUCCACAGGACCCCAGUCCCGAAGACCCAACAGUGAAGGCAGACAACGAAAUGGAUAUCACCAGAAGCCACACGGUGGUAAUAGACAAUCACACGAUGCCUCAGGCAGCCGAGGGUCCGGCCCCCACCUGGCCCGGCACAGCCUUUCCGGGGGCUUGGGCCGUUUUUGACGCUAGCCCCGAGGAGGCCUCGGAAAAUCCCGGGAGUUUCUCGCCUGGGGCAGUUAGUAAAAAUCCUCUGGGGCCUGGCCAGAGUUAUACCGAGAUGCCUCCGAAAACAGAGCGGGCCGCCCCCGCGUCCUCAGGGCCGAGCCAAAAGCCCUUCCCCUUAGGCGGCAGAGUGGCGGUUCCCGGUUUGGACGCGGCAGAAGAAACGGAAGGAGCCAAAAGACACGCGGUGGCCGUUAGCCUCCAAGACAAGGAAGAGGCCGCCUCGCAGAAGGCAGGAUCUCAAACUGAAGCACCCCUGGAUGCCGCGGCCCUUGAGAGAGAGGAGGCGUUGGAAGGUCCGGGGGCAGGCAUUCCUUCCAGGCGACCGAUGUCUCCCGAUGCCACAGGACGCGGUGACGUCGAAAUGACUACAAGCCACACUCUCGACAUUAACAGCCGCGCAUUGAAACCCGCUUUAAAGGGAAGUUCCCGGGGUCCCGAGCAGCUGAGAAAAAGUCUAGCUCUCUCCUCCUCCACCUCUUCUGUUCGGGGCUUUGCCUUUUUAGAGGCACAGCAAGGUCUAGGCAGGCCCCCAAGCCAUCCCACCGUCACUGACCUGGGAGCUGGCCCUGCAGUGCCGAAGGGUGACGACACAGUCCCCGCGAGUAUAAUCUGUAAACCACAGAGCGGGCUGCCCGACAGAGCCUUCUUCACUCCUGAUUCAUCGGAUAAGGAUUUCACCCAAAGUCAGGCCGGGCCAAUAAAGCAGGAUGGCUCUGGGCUGGACUUCAGUCAGGCACAGCCAACCGCAAACUCCGAAAAGACAAUUUCCACAGCCCCAGGGCAUUGUUCUUGGCCCGAGGAGAUGCCGUCCAAGGGAGCUUCGAUCGCAAAGCCUCUUGCUAGUGAGAAGACCCAGGAGUUUUCAGAGGGUGACAUGGAGCUAACUAGGUGUCACACAACUACAGUGGAAGGUAAAAAUGUCUUAGGAGAUCAGAGAGCCGUUAGAACCAACCCGCCGGGGCUUGUCGAUAAAACAGUCGUAUUUGCGGAUGAUCUCGACGACCUGGAACUGACACGGUCCCACACCGUCAACAUUGAUUUCAAGACCCUGGAAAAGGUGAAGACUCCGGAAAAGUCCACGUCAGAGCUGGUUAGGAGAACAGGAUUGGCUGAGCCAGCGGUGCUGUCUACCGGCAGUGACAGGACCGUCUUCUUUUCGGAGGAUGACGAAGGUGACAUGGAGAUCACCCAAAGACAUUCGGACACAGUAGGUGGCAAAAGCUUUCUCCUGGGUCAACGGCAAGAAAGUGGGAUGCUUCCUCUCGCUGCAGAAAAAACAGUCGUGUUUUCGGACAAUCUCGAAGACGUGGAACUGACCAGAUCCCACACCGUCAACAUUGAUUUCAAGACCCUGGAAAAGAAGAAGACUCCGGAAAAGUCCACGUCAGAACUGGUUAGGAGAACAGGAUUGGCUGAGCCAGUGGUGCUGUCUACUGGCAGUGACAGGACCGUCUUCUUUUCGGAGGAUGACGAAGGUGACAUGGAGAUCACCCAAAGACAUUCGGACACAGUAGGUGGCAAAAGCUUUCUCCUGGGUCAACGGCAAGAAAGUGGGAUGCUUCCUCUCGCUGCAGAAAAAACAGUCGUGUUUUCGGACAAUCUCGAAGACGUGGAACUGACCAGAUCCCACACCGUCAACAUUGAUUUCAAGACCCUGGAAAAGAAGAAGACUCCGGAAAAGUCCACGUCAGAACUGGUUAGGAGAACAGGAUUGGCUGAGCCAGUGGUGCUGUCUACCGGCAGUGACAGGACCAUCUUCUUUUCGGAGGAUGACGAAGGUGACAUGGAGAUCACCCAAAGACAUUCGGACACAGUAGGUGGCAAAAGCUUUCUCCUGGGUCAACGGCAAGAAAGUGGGGCGCUUCCUCUCGCUGCAGAAAAAACAGUCGUGUUUUCGGACAAUCUCGAAGACCUGGAACUGACCAGAUCCCACACCGUCAACAUUGAUUUCAAGACCCUGGAAAAGAAGAAGACUCCGGAAAAGUCCACGUCAGAACUGGUUAGGAGAACAGGAUUGGCUGAGCCAGUGGUGCUGUCUACCGGCAGUGACAGGACCGUCUUCUUUUCGGAGGAUGACGAAGGUGACAUGGAAAUCACCCAAAGACAUUCGGACACAGUAGGUGGCAAAAGCUUUCUCCUGGGUGAACGGCAAGAAAGUGGGAUGCUUCCUCUCGCUGCAGAAAAAACAGUCGUGUUUUCGGACAGUCUCGAAGACCUGGAACUGACCAGAUCCCACACCGUCAACAUUGAUUUCAAGACCCUGGAAAAGAAGACGACUCCGGAAAAGUCCACGUCAGAGCUGGUUAGGAGAACAGGAUUGACUGAGCCAGUGGUGCUGUCUACCGGCAGUGACAGGACCGUCUUCUUUUCGGAGGAUGACGAAGGUGACAUGGAGAUCACCCAAAGACAUUCGGACACAGUAGGUGGCAAAAGCUUUCUCCUGGGUCAACGGCAAGAAAGUGGGACGCUUCCUCUCGCUGCAGAAAAAACAGUCGUGUUUUCGGACAAUCUCGAAGACCUGGAACUGACCAGAUCCCACACCGUCAACAUUGACUUCAAGGUCCUGGAGAGGACGGCGAUUCCAGACAAGUCCACGGCAGAGGUGGUUAGAAGAACAGGCUCGGCUGAGCCAGUGGUGCUGUCUACCGGUCGUGACAAGACCGUCUUAUUUUCAGAAGAUGACGAAGGUGAUAUGGAGAUCACCAAAGGGCAUGUGAUCGUGGGCGGAGGCAAAACUCUUCUUACUGGGGAGCAGCAAGAAAGUGGGGUGCUUACUGUCCCUGCAGAAAAAACAGUCGUGUUUGGGGACCAUCACGAUGACCUGGAACUGACCAGAUCCCACACCGUUAAAAUCGAUUACCAAACCUUGGAGAAGCCAGUGAUUCCAGACAAGUCCACGUCGGAGGUGGUUAGAAGAACAGGCUUGGCUGAACCAAAGAUGGUGUCUUCCGGUAGUGACAAAACCAUCUUCUUCUCAGGAGAUGGCGAGGGUGAUAUGGAGAUCACCCAAAGACAUACGGACCCAGUAGGUGACAAAAGCUCUCUGCCGGGUGAACAGCAAGAAAGUGGGAUCGUUGCUGUCCCUGCAGAAAAGACGGUUGCGUUUGCAGAUGACCUCGAUGACUUGGAACUGACCAGAUCACACACUGUUAACAUUGAUUUCAAGAUCCUGGAGAGGACGAUGAUUCCAGACAAGUCCACUUCAGAGGUGGCAAGAACAGCCUUGACUGAACCAAAGAUGGCAUCUACCGGUAACGAUAAGACCACCUUCUUCUCGGGCGAUGGCGAGAAUGAUAUGGAGAUCACCCAAAGACAGACAGACACAGAAAGUGGCCAGAGUGUUCUCCUGGGAACACAGCAAGAAAGUGGGAUCCUUACUGCCCCUGCAGAAAAGACAGUUGUGUUUGCAGACGAGCUGGAUGACUUGGAACUGACCAGAUCGCACACUGUGAACAUCGACUUCAAGAUCCCGGAGAGGACGGCGAUUCCAGACAAGUCCGCAGCGGAAGUCGGUAGAAGAAGGGGCUCGGUCGAACCGAAGAUGGUGUCUGCCUGUGGUGACAACACCAUCUUCUUCUCAGGAGAUGGCGAGGGUGAUAUGGAGAUCACCCGAAGACGUACGGAUGCGGUGGGCGGCAGAAGACUUCUGCCAGGUACACGGCAAGAGAGUGGGAUGCCUCCUGUCCCUGCAAAAAAGACCGUUGUGCUUUCAGACAAUCUCGAUGACUUGGAACUGACCAGAUCUCACACUGUUAACAUUGACUUCAAGAUCCCGGAGAGGUCCGUGAUGACAGACAAGUCCGCGGCCGAGGUGGAUAGAAGAACGGGCUUGGCUGAGCCAAAGAUGGCAUCUGCUCUUAGCGACAGGACCGUCUUCCUCUCAGAGGAUGGCAGUGAUGCUGUCGGGCUCCCCAAGAGACACGACGUUCCCCCGGGCGGACGGCAAGCAAGCGGUGCGCUUACCGCUCCCGCGGAAAAAGCAGCUGUGUUUUCCGACAAUCUCGACAGCCUGGAGCCAACCGGCUCCCGCACCGCCGACCCAGUUUAUGAGACCUCGGAGAAGACGAGGAUCCGAGACAAGUGUCCCUCAGAGGGAAAUAGGCGCAAAAGCUUGGCUGGGCCGAAGACCGAGCCCUCUCCGGAUGAUUCGCCUCAAAAAUGCCAAACUUUAGCGUUAGGCCAGGAUCUCGAAAAGGUAGUUAAGCCUAAAUCAAAGAGAGUGUCAUUUAAGCUGCCGGAGGGUCGUUUGGAAAACUUCCCUGAUGAGGCAGGAGAAAGCCAAGGGAUGGAGACCCCAGAAGAUGAUGUCUUUACCUCUCCACUCCCACCGGGAUUAGAGGAGAAGGGACAUGACGUCUCCAGUCCCGAGGCAUCAAAGCCUCCGGGCCCUGUAGGAGGGCAUCCAGUGGCUGCGUGUGAAAACGAAUCCCAAAUGUUCCAUGCUGCACAAGAGCCCGAUGGCCUCGGUGAGAGGAAGGGAAAAGAAAACGUGCCAGCGCCCGGAGGAGAUAGUGCCGGCGGAGACCCUCAAACUAAAUCGGACCCGCCUGCGCAGAUGGACCCGAUCCCCAGCGGCGCUUCCCAACUGCCCGAUCCGAAAAUGCCCUCCCCAACCUCAGGGAUCACCAACAUCAAGGUGCAGCUCCGUAACAUGAAGAGGAAGUCGGAAGUUAUUUCACCAGCGCGAACUGACCCCGAAUCAAACGUCCCAGAGCAGUCGUCCGCGGCGGCGCGCCGGGCAGAGGAGUACGUGCCCGCCGCCAAAAGCCGGGACCGUCCCAGCACGAGCGGGAAGUGGGAUCCCCGCGGAGAGAGGAAGAGUUGUCCCAAGGAUGGCGACCUGCCUGAGCGGCCUGUUCUCAAGGAGAGAAGUAAGGUGGGGCGGCACUCCUUAGGGGUCUUCUUGCCCAGGCUGCCGAACAAAAGAAACUCCAGCGUCACAGGAAUGGAGGGUCCAGAGGAGAGGUCAGCGGUCCCCGUUGACCGGCGGAUUUUGGACAGCCAGCCCUCCACCAGCCAAGCCGGGAAUUUCGCGUUCCUCGGCGCCCAGCUGAGGCUGAGCCCCGCCCGGUACAUAAGCGAGGAGUUCCUCCCCGGGGCACCCGAAGAGAUGGAUUCCCUCGACGCCUGGGAGGAGACGGGCCGCAGAGAGAGCCCGGCCCGGCCCGGCGCCGUCCAGGAGGCUUCCGGCAGCCACAAAAGAUCCAGGCAGCUGGAGGAUGCGGACAAGCACCGGGAGAAGAAGAUCCGGAAGACGGGGAGCGGCUCCGGCGGGGCCGCGCAGCCGUCCCACCAGGCCGAAGACCACAAGGGUAAGAGUCCUCCCAGCCUCCUCGCGAAGAGUUUGAGCAGGACUCCCGCUAGCUGCAGCAGCUCCCUGGACUCCACCAAGGCGGAGGGGUCAUCCAUGGAUUUCAGCAUGCAGCGAAGCAGUUACAUGGAGUCUCAGUUCCCCAGGGACAGUAUGUGCGAAGAAAACCUGAAGGAGAAACUCAAGGACGGCCGGAUCACCGUGGGCGAGUUCUUCACCCUUCUCCAAGUCCACAUCCUGAUCCAGAAACCCCGGCAGAGCAAGCUGCCAGGCAAUUGUGCCUUGAGUGCCCCAUCCUCUCCAGAAGACCUGUUUAUGAGCCAGUAUGUCUACCGCCCCAAGAUCCAGAUUUACGAAGAGGACUGCCAGGCUCUCCGCCAGACAAUCGAGGAGUUGAAGCUCUGCGCCAAAGGUCAAGAUAAACUCCUGGUGGACGUAAACAGGAGCCUGUGGGAAGUGAUGCGAGGCUGCUCCGACGAAGAGCUGAAGACCUUCGGAGAAGACCUGAACAAGAUGAAGUCGCGUUUCACCAAGAAGAGCAAACUCUUGGCCCAUCAACGGAAAGUGGCUCUGUACAGUAAACUGGUGCAGUCCUGUCAGGUCCAAUGGGAGAAGCUCCAGAAUAUGGUGGAGAGGACGGAUGGCGUGCUGGAGGAAGUGGAUUCCAGCCUGGCGGUGCUGCAGAUAGAAACGGAGAUCCUGGAGCAGUGUGAGGAGGAUGCCAGCCCUGAUUCGGACUGCGACGUGGAAUGGAAAUGCGGAAUGAGAGCUGUGAAACAAGAACUGGAGAGCCUGCAGACCCAGGAGGAGGAACUGCUAAGGAGCGUAGCAGACCUGAAGAGGGAGAAACAGCAGGCUCUUUCUACGAUGAGCCAUUGGCAAGAAGAAACAAGAAGAGCGGAAAAAUGGAUCAACAAACUCACCUUCUCAGAGUGGGAGAUCAAGGAAUGGAACAGUCAGCAGGCCACGUUCACCUUCCUUUAUGACUCACUGGACCUCACCUUCACCUUUGGGGAGCCCAUGGGUGAUUCUGUCUUUAAUGACAAGCCUUGUAGGUCAGUCAUUGACGUGAACUUUGAAUCUCAAUUAGACGUGGACAGAGUGCCUCCGUCCACCCUGCUUGUUCACAGGCUCAUUUUCCAGUUCAUAGAAGAGCAGGGAUCCUGGAAAGAGGCUUACCCAACCCAACUCCAGAUACCCAAGAUGCUGCACGACUUCUCGCUGGUAGUGAGCCGCUGCCGUCUCCUGGGAGACGAGGUUGAGUUUCUGAGUAGAUGGGGCCCGAAGUACAACCUCAUCAAGAUAGCCGUGAACGGAAAUGAGGUGAAGCUCUUAUUCUCCAGCACCGCGUCCUUUGCAAAGUUUGAGCUGACGAUGUCUCUGUCGGCUAACUACCCCAUGGCCCCGCUGCCCUUCACCUUCCAGAACCGCAUUGGGAAGAUCAGCCAAGAGGACGUGGCCGCCGUCCUGUCCAGAGUGCCCCUGGGCUCCAACUACCUGAAGACCGCCGUCCAGCUCAUCCACCGGGAUCUACUCCAAGGACCCCCCAGGGGCUCGCCAGGUCCCGGAGAGGCACCGCAGUGACGUCCCCGGAUCUCCUUCCUCCUCGAGAGCAGCUUUCCGCCGGCGGUCCGGGCCACUUUAGCCCGCUGGAGCCACGGCUAGCGGUGCCAGGUCAGCGGGGCACCGCUCUGUUCCGUGGCGACAACUUGGACAGCUGGGAGAACCCGGCUCCAAACCAGAGCGGCUCUUGGGGAUUGGGAGGGGAGGGCGAGUCCACCGGCGAAGUGGGGGGAACCCCGUUGGCCCCCCGGUGCCAGGUGUUUUGCGCAUCGUCUGUUAUUCUAGUUCCUGUUUCUUGACCAGCCCCGUUUCGGCUGAGGGACGUCUCCCCGAGCUGCCCCGGGAACCCUGCCCGGCAGGUCAGGCCAGCGAACACGGGGCCGCCGAACCGACCGCGCCUUCGGACGUACAGUCCUUUGGCCGUGUCCGGGCCCCCAGGGAUUAAGCGUGCACCCCCUGGGAGGCCUAGCCCCCUUUCUCGCACAAGUGUGGGGCCGAGUUGAAAUCCGUCCUCGGAGGCGGCGAAGCGCCGGAGCAGGUGGCCUGUGGCCAGCCGGCGGCGGGCGCCUUUUCCUCCUACGGAAAAUUGGGCCCGGGGGAGAUGUCAGAGUCCCUUCCGGCACCUUGUGUGCCCCCCACCCCACCCUCCCGUGAGUCUACCUCCAUCUCCCGUCCCGGGACCGGUUCAACGAACCCCAGUGCUUCCCGAGGGGCGGGAACUCUGACCACCCCCCCCACCCUCCACUCCCGCACAAACACAUCCAACAGCACUUCCCUGCCCCCCGGUUGGCUUUUCCCACUUUCCACCCUGGAAUGCGGCCCACCGGUAGCAUCGGCAUCCGAUUCAGGCUCCUCCGCAGGCAGAGUGUGUUGUCUCUCUAAGGCUGGCCUAGGGGAGGGCGGGUGACCCUGACGCCCCCGCUCUCGGCGCCUCCCGAGCAUCCGCGAAGAUGGAACGAUUUUCGAGCGAUCAAGCCGAGCUCCCGAGUUCCUUCUUCAGCACGGGCGUCCCGUUGCCGUCGCGAACCCCGGGGACCCCCUCCGCGGGCCCUGGCACCAAGUCUCAGGGAGCCCUCCGUGGCAGGGCGACCUCAGGAUCCUCGCCCUCCCUGGAGAGAGAGCAAACCUCCCGCCUGUGGUACCGGAAUCCUGAACCCGGGUCCUGGGGGCAAACAGCCAGGGAACGUGGCCCGUCGGCCCUCUCGUCCCCCGAGUUCUGUAUGUUUGUAUAGUUUGCCGUUUCUGUUAAUUAUCCGCCAGGCUUCCGGUGCUCUGAGAGAACGGAAAGCGUAUUUAAUAAAGUUCGUUUUUACUAUUA
Messenger RNA from Tachyglossus aculeatus (Australian echidna), 9571 nucleotides. RefSeq names its product kinetochore scaffold 1 (gene KNL1). Gene Ontology annotation, cellular component: nucleus. Bases 76 to 8274 code for a protein of 2732 amino acids. The transcript is spliced from 26 exons. The record is from RefSeq and is a predicted model, not a curated record. Gene Ontology annotation, biological process: protein localization to kinetochore; attachment of spindle microtubules to kinetochore; cell division. NCBI's taxonomy places the organism in Eukaryota, Metazoa, Chordata, Mammalia, Monotremata, Tachyglossidae.